This is a messenger RNA of Pelagomonas calceolata, 1446 nucleotides long. The record is from the annotation of a GenBank genome assembly. NCBI's taxonomy places the organism in Eukaryota, Pelagophyceae, Pelagomonadales, Pelagomonadaceae.
GCGACGCUCCGGCCGCGCAGGCGAAAAAACAAGAUACCUCUCGCGGCUCCCAAAAGAGCCCGUGCGCCGCCGUGUCCGUCACCCCAACCGCCUCCAAGAGUGCCCCACGCACCCAAGUACCCCGCGCGCCGCCGUUACGCGCCGCGCGCGCACCCCCAAAAAUGUUCGCGUCGCACAGGCGAAACCGUGACCACAAAACCACCUACGCCGGCUCCACACGAGCCCGCACGCCCCAGCGUCCACGUCCACACGACUGCGUUACCGCCGCGACCGCAGGCGAACACCUCGGCAAACAUCACGACCCCGCGUCCUACAAACGCGCCCCCUUCGUCCCCCCUUAGGCGAGCGAACAUGUCGUCCAAGGCCAAGGCUGCCAAGGAGGAAGCCCCGUUGUCGCCGACGAAGAAGGGCAAGAAGUCGACGAAAGGCAACAGUCCGAAGAAGGACCCGAAGUCGCCGGCCAAGGUCAAGUCUGUGACGAAGGCGGCGGAGACGCCCGUCAAGACAUCGAGCAAGAAGAAGGCGGCGGAGACGCCGCAGACCAAACCGAAGGAGAAGAAGACCGGCCCCUACGAGGCGCGCUGGAAGAAGGCCAUGUACGUUUUCCCUUGAUAUACUUUCUAUCACAUAUACACGUAGGAGCAUCUUCCAGAAGUUCCAGCCCGGGUUAGGACACGACGGCACCGGUUUGUAUGGUACAUUGACAGCCGGCACGAUGCGCACGAUGAUUGAAAGAUGUGAAGUGGUAGGACGGACGCACGUCGACGUCGGCGCGGCCGACGGCAAAGUGUUGCUGGGGGCUUUAUCGCUCGGCGCGGCGCACGUCUAUGGCGUCGAGAUUUCGGGAGACGGUCUACAGACGAAGUUCGAGGGCAUGCGCGACGUGCUGGCCCAGAGCCACAGCAUGGGCGCGUCGUCGGCGCGCCUCGCUUGUAGCAUCGACAUCUGCGAUUUACGAGGAGCUACCGUCGAGGCUUGGUUAAAUGAAGUCUUCAACGAGUCCGACGAUACGGAGAUUACCGUGAGUGCGGUCUGGCACGGGUACGUUCUUUACUUUGAUAUGUUUAUGACAUACGUUAUAUAGGUUCAACACCGAGGCCAAGGAAACUUUACUCAGCGCGUGCGCCCGGUCACAGCGCGUGACGCGCUUUUCAUUGAUAGGCCCCGCCAAAAGAGAUUACGGCAACCCCGAGGCUGUUAUUGAUUGGGUCGGCCAGCAGGGCGGCGCGUGCAAAUUGGUAGGGGACGACAAGGGCCACCUGUCGGGGAGCGGCGAGAACCAGCGCAUCAUGACCUUCGAGAAAACGGACGCCGGGUCCUCGCCGCAGCGGGCGCUCGCCUUCGACGACUAGUAGCUCUAUCAUCAUCUCGCUCGGCGCCGACGUUCUGCCGCGGCGCGCCCCUGUUCGACCCGCGUAUAUCAUGGAUUAAUAUAGACUACAGAGA